UGACGGGUAGGAUGCUGAGGAUUUCAUAAGCACUGUCAUUCCAUUCUCAUCAUCUCCUGACUGUGUGUCGCUUUCAGUGAGAAGCACACACCUCAACACUGCAAAGAACACCAGUGAUUCCACUGACUAGAUUCGUUUUGUAUCAGCAUCACCAGCUGUUUGCCUUAUCAAGAGCACCAUGAAACGUCUGGCAUGUCCGUUUCUGACCAAGAUCCCUGUCAACAACCUGAGACAGUUUCCCCAGCAACUCCUGAGCUAUGCCAACCGCUGUCCAGUGAUGAUCCACGCCUUCCAGUACUCCUCGGCCAGCAUGAUGACCACUGAGGUUGACGCCAAGGAAGCUGAGGUUGCCGGGACAACCAAGUGUCCUUUCCUGGCCAACGAGAUGAAGGUUCAGGAAGCCAGCCCAGCUGUCCAGAAGGACAUCAUCACCAUCAACAGAGAAGAUGAUGUCAACAACAUGGCUGCUGCCAAGGACAACUCCGGACUGAGCAGGAAUGUUGCAGACCAUGCUGCUGGAGAUAUGAAUGUGGAGAUGCAGGGGGAGACAACUGUGGAGAAGGACUCUGGUUACAGUGGAGUGCCAGGAUGGAGUCUAGGAGAGACCCUCAAGUUCCUGAGAGGGAAAGGGUCGGGGCCGCAUGGAGGUAAUCCCCCUGGAUUCUUCAACUAUGAAGCUUUCUUUGCCACUGAGGUUGACAAGAAGAAAAAGGAUCACUCGUACCGUAUCUUCAAGAAAGUGAUGCGGAACGCAGAUGCGUUUCCCUUUGCCCAGGAGCACUCAGACGGCAAGAAGGACAUCUCCGUGUGGUGCAGCAAUGACUAUCUAGGCAUGAGCUGGCAUCCUAACGUGUGCAAUGCUGUCAGGACAGCGCUGGAAAAGCAUGGGGCAGGUGCUGGCGGGACCAGGAACAUCUCUGGCAAUUCCCCACUACAUGAACGUCUUGAGCAACGUCUGGCUGAACUACACCAGAAAGAGGCUGGCCUCAUUUUCACCUCCUGCUAUGUGGCCAAUGACUCAACACUUUUUACUCUGCUCAAAGCACUUCCAGGUUGCCAUAUAUUCUCCGAUGCCGGUAACCAUGCGUCCAUGAUCGCAGGAAUCCGGACAAGUGGCGUCCCCAAGCACAUAUUCCGUCACAACGACCCUGACCAUCUCGCGGAGCUUCUCAAGAAAGUGGAUACCAGUGUCCCCAAAAUUGUUGCAUUUGAAACCGUGCAUUCCAUGGAUGGAUCCAUCAGUCCUCUGAAAGAACUGUGUGAUGUCGCCCACAAGUAUGGGGCCUUGACCUUCGUGGAUGAAGUGCAUGCAGUCGGUCUCUAUGGCGACCAUGGUGCUGGCGUGGCUGAGAGAGACGAGUGUCUUGACAAACUUGACAUCAUCUCAGGAACUCUUGGCAAGGCCUUUGGAAAUAUGGGUGGUUACAUCGUCGGCACCGCAAACACCAUCGACAUGGUUCGGAGUUACGCUGCAGGGUUCAUUUUCACCACUGCCCUACCUCCUACAACACUGUCAGGAGCUCUUGCUUCCAUCGAUGUGUUGGCGAGUGAUGAAGGCCGAGAGCUCCGAGCUCGUCAUCAAAGCAAUGUCUUGUAUCUGCGUGAGAAGUUAACUCAUGAAGGGAUCCCAGCCAUGCACAGCCCCAGUCAUAUAAUACCUAUCCAUGUGGGGGAUGCCCAGACCUGCACCAAGGUGUCCAAUGAGCUCAUCAACAAACACGGCAUCUACGUCCAAGCCAUCAACUACCCUACAGUCGCCCGUGGCACCGAGAGACUGCGUGUGGCCCCCACACCCCAUCACACUAGUAAAAUGAUGGACGUCUUUGUCGACAAUGUUGUUGAUGUCUGGAAAUCAAAUGGCCUUGACCUUUACAAACCUAUGUGCCCAAAGACUUGCGAGAGUUGUCGCAAGGCUUUGGACAUACAGGAAUUCUUUAAGCCAGAACCGCUUUGUUCCCGUUCCAACUGCACGUACACCUCCCUCCAGGCGGCGCUAGCAUAACUGCAGCCAAUCAGAGACAAGCAAACUAUUCAAAAGAUCAGUGAAUAAUUUGGAAACUAGAAUUGGUCAGCUAUUGAAAGAAAAUGUAAAGUUUUGAUAUAAAUGACAUUCGGUUAGUAACUGAGAAAUAUAAGGAAGAAAUUAAGAAAUGAUGCUUUAAAAUUUGAUUCGCAGUUCAAAAAACCAAAUUUCAUUUUUGAUUUAGAGAGCUGUUUUUUAUUGUAAAGCAGCAUCCAUAACAGAUAAACACUCAAACAGAAACUUGUGUUAGAAGUUUGGCUUGACUCGAGAGUUUUGUGUUUAUGAAAGGCGACAACCAUCAGAUCUAAAAUCCUGCCUCCGUAGCCAAAAGCUGAAAAGGGGACGCCAAAAGCAAUAAUGUCAUGUAUUUUUUAAAAAGAAACAGAUAAGUAAGAAACUGGUUCUCAGAUAAGGACAUUUAAAAGUAGUUGUUUUGAUAAGUAGCUUGAGUAGGUGUGAGAAAGUGUGAUACAAAAAGUACAAAAUUGUGUGUUGUUUUAGGCAUAGGAUAUUUGGGCUUUUUCGUAAAAAAUAAAUUCCAGAAUGUCAGAGAUUAGCUUGAAACAUUUGAUACUUAAGAACUAAAACUAUCAGUGUUAAUUCAGAAUCUGUUCUCAACUUAUGUUGAGAUUUUUUUAAAUGGUAUCUGUUGUCAUUUGACAUUCUUAUUACUAGCUGCUUUAUUAGUUUCAGUCAGAUUUAGUACUGCUUUCAGAACAACUGUCAAAUAUAUUUAUUUCCAGUUGCUUUAACCUAUGUUCAUCUGCUUCUUAGCAAACAACACUUUCUUCAUCUUAGUGUAUUAUUUGGUAUUUGGUAUUUAUAUUAUCAGUUGUAGACAAGCAUUAUUAUUGGGGUUCAUAUUGGUAAUUAGCCAUGACCGAUUUGAAAGGAAAUGUAAAAAACAAAUGAAGCUACUAAUGUUGAUAAAAGAUGUUUAACCCAAUUUCAUUCCUGUUUUGCAACUUUUUUCAUAAAUGUUUUUGAGAAAUAUCAGAAAAGUUGUUUUUGAACAAGAAAUCCAGGUACUGACAUAAAAUAAUGUUUAAUUCAAUUGAAGUUUGUGUCAGUGUUUUCAUGUAAAACAGUAAAUCUUCCUGUAUGUGAAAGACCGAAAAAUUCAGAAAUUACUUGGUCUGGCGAAUUAAUAUAAAUACUAUUUAUAUUGUAUAAUGGGACAUACAUGUAUAUGGUUGGGUAGGUGAUUGUUAUGGAAAUUAUAUUCUUUGAAGAUAACUCGUAGUUAUAGAAUCUAUUGGGUAGGCUUUGUAGCUGUAGAGAGAACUAGGUUAUAACUACAUACUUCUCUGUAUGCUAUUUUGGGUAUUUUCUUCGACCAUAAACUGCCUGAUUCUCUGACAUUCAUUUCUGACGGUUACACCUUGUCCUGGCAAAAGUAAACAUUCUUGGUUGUUUUAUUUCUAAUUUGUCAAGAAUUUAAUUCUCCUUUGAACUGAAUAGGUAAGAUGUGUAGAUUAGAAAAUAGGGUGAAUGUGAAAAUCAUUAAGGCGAUUGAGUUUAAAGUUUUUUGUCAAGUUAGAUUGAAUAUAUUGUUGUUCUAUCAGUAGUGUUACUGGUUUAAGUGUUAUUUUUUGGAAUGCAAAAACAACUUAUGAAUGUUUUUAGAUUAUGUAUUGUUCAGGAACUGACUGUUUAAUAUCUCUGGGUAUCGGAAACCUGGGAAUUUGAUACAAAAUAUCUCAUAAUCACAAUACACUCCUCCAAACAUCCAGGAUGACCAGUGAGGAAUACGUCUGGUGCAAAAUUUUUGAGAAUUAAUCAUUUUUAGCAAGGAAUAUUUUUUCAGAAACAGUUAAAUAAUAUUUUACCUGCCUCUUCCCCAUGUGAGGAAUAUGUCUGGUGUAGGAUAUUUGAGAAUUAAUUAUUUUUAGCAAGGAUAGUUUCUUCAGAGACAGCUUAAUACUUCUCUGCCUGCUUCCCCAUAAUAUGGAAUGGUUAGCCUCUCUGACUAAAACCAAAUAACCUCUGAAGCACUGACAAGGCAGUCAACAUUACCAUGGCGACAGGUACUACUGUAGGUUACCGUUGAAAAAAAUUAGUAAUUUACAGAUCCUUACAAAAUCCUUCUGUCCUGACUAAAAUAUUUUAAAAAUUGUAUUUGUGGGAAUUCGGAAAACUAUUUUAGAAUGAAAUGUUUUUGGAAAUGUUUAUAAGUUUGGCUUCUCUAUUUUGUCCAAUUUUGUACUCUAAUAUUGUGUUAAAAAAUAAACAAAACUUCUACAAAUCUGGUCUGUGAUCAGUGUUCACCAAAGUCUUAGGAAUUGUUCACGCCUGGAGGGAAAAUAGUUUGUGAAUUUACAAAUACGACAAACAUCUUUACUGUGGUGCAAUAUUCAUGAAAGAAUCGUCAUAUUGGUGCCGCGACUGUCAAUGAAUCGGUUUUACGUGCCGUCGGGAACAAACAUAUUUUACACAUUAUUCAUGAAGUAUCUGAUAUCUUUUUAAAAUGAUUGUUACGAAUUGAACUAUUUUCCAAACAUUUCAGUAUAUUUUGUGAUAUACUUUUGUCACAAUGUUCCAAAUGGGAAAUAGUCUAGUCUGUGAAUAGACGACAUUAAGGCUGUUAUUUGUUGUUGAGCUGAAAAUUUAUUUUCUUCAUAUUUUUAUCUCUGUUGAUGAAUUUAAGUGCUAGUUUCAGAACAUACACGACCACAUGCUUUAAAUACAAUGCCAACUGAUUUUACAGGGUGAAAUUAUUGUUGUUAUUGACACACUUCAAGUAACUCUUUAAGUACAUAUUGUAUGGUACCAUAUUACUUCAAACAACACUGAAUCGAAGAGUUGACAAUUGCCAGUAAGGAUUUACACUCAUUGAAGGAGAAAGAAGUUCAAUAUUAACUUGAAAUAUUGAUACAUGAAAAGUGUAAAAGAAUAUCUUGAAACCAAGAUGAACUACUAAACAGUGCAAAUUUUUAUGUACUGGUUACAUUAUUUAAUUUGAGUUUGAAGUUUGAACAAACACUGAAAACGGCUUUAAGGCAAGAUUCCAAAUGUUUUAUUUUGUUAAUAUAUGAUAUUUGUGAUAAUACAUCCAACAUAUUAUGAUCAGACAUGAUUUGUGCAAUGCAUCUUUCCUUCAGAGAGUCUACUAAGCAAGUGACAAUACAGGUUCGCAAACAUCUGGUGCCUUAUGCUUGAAACUGUGGCAAAUGUUCUCUGACCACUGCCAGCAUAUUUUUGAACGCCAAAUAUUAUACAACAUCCCAUAGGAUACGUGUUAUUUAUUAGUCUAUAUUGUUAGUUAUUGUUGAAUAACAAUAGUCUAUAUUGUUAGUUACUGUGUUCAUUGACAAAACAGAAAUAAAAUGACCAAGAUUAUAA
This is a messenger RNA of Haliotis rubra (blacklip abalone), 5365 nucleotides long. RefSeq names its product 5-aminolevulinate synthase, erythroid-specific, mitochondrial-like. Bases 179 to 2002 code for a protein of 607 amino acids. Gene Ontology annotation, molecular function: 5-aminolevulinate synthase activity; pyridoxal phosphate binding. The transcript is spliced from 13 exons. The record is from RefSeq and is a predicted model, not a curated record. Lineage: Eukaryota; Metazoa; Mollusca; Gastropoda; Lepetellida; Haliotidae. Gene Ontology annotation, cellular component: mitochondrion; mitochondrial matrix. Gene Ontology annotation, biological process: heme biosynthetic process; erythrocyte development; hemoglobin biosynthetic process.